This is a messenger RNA of Pongo pygmaeus (Bornean orangutan), 639 nucleotides long. RefSeq lists its product as uncharacterized. The record is from RefSeq and is a predicted model, not a curated record. The coding region runs from base 1 to 639 and encodes 212 amino acids. The transcript is spliced from 6 exons. Lineage: Eukaryota; Metazoa; Chordata; Mammalia; Primates; Hominidae.
AUGGGGCAGCCGAGCAGAGGCUCUCCUCACUUCCCAGACAGGACAGGGAGGCCGGGCAGAGGUGCUCCUCAUUUCCCAGAUGGAGCGGCCGGGCAGAGGCACUCCACACUUCCCAGAUGGGGCAACUGGGCAGAGGCGCUCCUCACUUCCCAGAUGGGGCGGCCAGGUAGAGGCGCUCCUCACUUCCCAGAUGAUGGAUGGCUGGGCAGAGUCUCUCCUCACCUCCCAGAUGGGGCAGCCAGGCAGAGGUGCUCCUCAUUUCACAGAUGGGGCAGCCAGGCAGAGGCACUCCUCACCUCCCAGAUGAUGGGCGGCCAGGCAGAGGCACUCCUCACCUCCCAGACGGGUCGGCCAGGCACAGGCGCUCGUCACUUCCUCCCAGAUGGGGUGGCAGCCGGGCAGAGGUGCUCCACACCUCCCAGAUGGGGUGGCUGGGCAGAGGUGCUCCUCACCUCCCAGAUGAGGUGGCCAGGUACAGGUGUGCCUCACCUCCCAGAUGGGGUGGCCAAAAUGGGCUCCCAAAUGUCCCUUUGCAGAUUCUCCAAAAAAGGUGUUUCCAACCUGCGUAAUCAAAAGGUUUCAAUGUCUCCCAAAUGUCCCAUUGCACAUUCUCCAAAAACGGUUUUUCCAACCUGCUGA